Molecule: messenger RNA, 3545 nt
Organism: Folsomia candida
Lineage: Eukaryota; Metazoa; Arthropoda; Collembola; Entomobryomorpha; Isotomidae
Gene: brat
Product: brain tumor protein
Exons: 13
Coding region: 436-3036 (866 amino acids)
Biological process (GO): negative regulation of translation
Molecular function (GO): mRNA 3'-UTR binding; translation repressor activity; zinc ion binding
Source: RefSeq, a predicted model, not a curated record
UCGGUGGUGGUGAAGUAAUACCAAAAGACUAUAUUGAAUGAAGUAAACUACUUGUGCUCUGUCCCACUACUGACUGACUUAACUUUGAAUUGCAUAAUAUUUGUUCUCUGCUGUGUGUGCAUGGGGAUUGUUGCAAUAAGAGGAGUGCGUAAGUGGCUUCCCUUCUUGGUGGUGCAGUCGUGGUGGUGGUGUUUCGAGUCGUAAAGGGAAUGCACAGGGAGCAUAGGAGGCCUGCUACGAGACCAAAUUCGCUUCCUCUUCCUCUUCUCCAUCACUUUCUCUCUCCUCGCAUCCCAGCGACCCCACUUCCCCCUCGAAAUACUGGGUCCUCUACGCCCCGCAACAACGCCCCGUGAACAAUAGGGGGGUCAACGUACGUCCCCGUCUGCUGAGGGGUGGUGAUAAGUUAGUGACAUAACCAUCAGCCUCAUCAUCAUGAGCUCGUCACCAACCCCCUCGAACGAGUCGCUGGGUGGGGGCAGUGGUGGUGGAGGUCACCACCUCCCUGUGGGAGUUUUGUUGGGGUCACUCAUGGUGGAGCCGGAGGUGGGAGGAGGUUUGCUACAGUCCAGCUCCAGCUCGUCGACUUGCAGUUCGUCCAUCGCCGCGGUGAUGCGGCCUGCGGGGUUGUCAUCGUCAUUUUUGGGCCCGAUUGGAGGACCUCCAAGCAGUCAGUGUAGUGGGGGCAGCAGUGGAGAUUCUAACAGGCCGCUGUCACCUCCAGCUGGAGUGGGUGUUGGGGUCAUCAAGUGUAAGGUUUGUGAUGAGACGUUCCAGAGGCCGAAAGUUCUCCCAUGUUUGCACACCUUUUGUGAGGAUUGUCUUGAAAAGAGUUUUGAGGAUGACCAUAUUACUUGUCCUACGUGCCGGAUGGAGUGUCAACUCAGUGCACAGGGGGUGGCAGGCUUGCUUCCAGAUUAUGGGGUGAGCAACUUGAUUGAGGUGACUCAGAUUGGAGAGGAUGAAAAUGGAAACAAAUGUACUGGAUGCAAGUCAGGAGAGUCCAUGGCCGUGGCUCGGUGCUACGAUUGUUCCAAUUAUUUGUGCUCUAACUGCGUUAUGGCUCAUCAAUUUAUGCACUGUUUCGAAGGUCAUCGCUUGAUUUUCAACAGCACUGAGGCGUACCCAGAGCCGGUGGUCAAAACCCAUGUGCCUUGCACCCAGCACACUGAGGAAACUUUACAGUUUUAUUGCCGAACUUGUGCAAUUCCAACUUGUAUUGAAUGUAUUGAUGCAGAACAUCCAAAAUCGCAUCAUGAACUUGAAGUAUUAUCUGACUGUGAAACCAAUUAUGUAAAGAACUUGGCCCAAUAUGUACAUGAGUUCCGUCUCCGCUCUCUGGAUCUACACGAAGUUUUAAAGUCGUUUGAGUCUGCCAACUUUAGGCUGCAAAAUCAAUAUGCAAAAGCACAAACAGAGAUUUCUGAAGCAUUUACAUUCUACCAAAAUGUGUUGAACGAACGAAAAAAUGAACUGACCAGGGAGUUGGAAAGCAUAUACAUUUCACGUCAGGUCGCUUUGUCAGUUAUCACUCAACGAGUUCAAGAGACAUUGGAUCGUAUGUAUCAGACGAUUGAUUUUAGCGAUCGUCUACUCCGUCAUGCAUCACCUCCACAAAUUCUGGUAUUCAAAACCCUUUUGGAGACACGAUUCCAGGCGUUGUGGGGAACCGUUCCUGACCCCAAUUUGGCCAAAACUGCUGCCAGUGGUGGUGAUGUGGAGUUUAGUUCAAACUACUCUGCAAUGCAGACUGCUGUGCGCAAUACAUUAGGAUACAUAAGGUCUUCAUCUGCAUCUGAAAUCGUUUCUUCCUUCAACAAAUCUGCAAUAACUCGUCCGUCUGUGAACAAACCAAAUUCUAUGUCCCUCUCUGGUCAGGACGCUAAUCUAAACUCGUGCAAUGCUGUUCUUCACAAUUCUGCUGGUAUAAAUAACCAUGUUGAGUUGUGUCAACCCAUCAACAAAGUCGUGGACAUCAAUGGUGGACCUACGCUGGGCCCUGGAUUCAACUCGGGUGGCAUUUUAUCCUAUGAGAAAUGGUCAAGUGCAGGGGAUGGGAUUUCACUCUCAGGGCAAACUGAUUUCAUGCUGGAUAACACCAAUGACUUUUUCUCUACAAAAUCCUUGGUCACUUCGGACUCUGUCUUAGAACAACUCACGUCAAAGUUGAUGACUCCACUCAAUAUAAAAGGACCCACCAUUAAGCGUCACAAGAUGAUUUAUCACUGCAAAUUUGGAGAGUUUGGGACGGGAGAGGCCCAGUUUACUGAACCUUCAGGAGUAUCCGUUUCAGGAAAUAAUGAAAUAGUUGUCGCGGACACUAAUAACCACCGUAUUCAGAUAUUUGACCAAGAAGGCCGCUUUAAAUUUCAAUUUGGCGAAUGCGGAAAACGAGAUGGCCAAUUAUUGUAUCCUAACCGAGUUUCAGUAGUAAAAUUAACUGGUGACAUCGUGGUUACAGAACGCUCUCCAACACACCAAAUCCAGAUUUACAAUCAGUAUGGCCAAUUUGUACGCAAAUUUGGAGCAAAUGUACUGCAACACCCUCGCGGCGUCACAGUGGACAACAAAGGACGUGUUGUUGUUGUAGAGUGCAAGGUUAUGCGAGUCGUAAUAUUUGAUCAACUUGGAUCUGUUCUUAAUAAAUUUGGAUGUUCAAAGCAUUUGGAAUUUCCAAACGGAGUGGUUGUGAAUGAUCGAGAGGAAAUAUUCAUAUCAGACAACCGUGCUCAUUGUGUCAAAGUUUUUAACUAUGAAGGUGUUUUUCUACGGCAAAUUGGCGGAGAAGGAAUUACCAACUACCCGAUCGGAGUUGGGAUAAAUUCUAAGGGAGAAAUUUUGGUUGCAGACAACCACAAUAAUUUCAAUUUAACCAUAUUUACUCAAGAUGGACAAUUAGUGUCCGCAUUGGAAUCGAAAGUUAAGCAUGCCCAAUGCUUUGAUGUUGCGUUGAUGGAUGAUGGUUCCGUAGUGUUAGCUUCAAAGGAUUAUCGUCUCUACGUUUAUCGUUAUACUCAGACUGCACUUGGACUCUAGUUUAUACCCCUCGUAAUAAUAAUAUUUCCUAUACAGUAUAUAUAGUGUGCUCGUGAUAUCCAAUUUUUAUUAAAAACUCGUCAUUGUCCAAAGUUUUUUCUUGUCUCUUGCGUCUUCGUGGCAAUCUAAAAUAUAUAAAUACUCGAUUAAUCCUCCUCCUCAAAUAAUAAAUGUUCCGAAAACAAUAGUAAUUUAGAAAGUAAUAUUUUUAUACCAAAUACUCGUACGAGGUUUAUUUUUUAUUUUUAUACAGUGUUUGUUAUGUCAAAGUUCGUUGAUAGAAUAAAGAUCGUGCCUGUUACUUGAAUCUCAUAAUGAAACAAAAAAACCAUUUUUGUACCUAUAUAAUAAUAAUAUAAUAAUAAUAAUAGAUUUACUCAGCACUCGAAUUAGUCAAUGAUUUACAAGAAUGAUCAAACCCUAUCUGGUAGGAAAUAACUUGAUCAUCUACGCUAUUCAGAAUUACCAUGCUCAUCGUAAGUAAAUACAAAAAUAUUGUUCUACAAAUA